AUGCCGCCCGUCUUCGAGACAGUCAAAUCCUUCGCUGAUGUCCCCGUGCACGCCGAUGGCGUCGACACCCUCGCCUUUUUGGAAGCCGCGGAUGGCCUCGUCGACAUCUUCGAUCUCCUCGGCAGCGGCGUCUUCGCCUUUGUCCAGACAGACCUCAGGAACAACAUCGCCGGCGUCAGGACCCGCCACGCGUCCCGCCCCGCAGACGCCCACACCCUCGAGGCCCUCGUCGCCGCAGAGGCCAGCGACCGCGACCGCACCGCCACCGCCUCCCUCGUCCGCCUCACCCGCGGCCUCGCCUUCACCUGCCACGCGCUCCAGAACGCGCAGGCAGACCCCGCAGCAGAGCUCCACACGUGCUUCCGCCGCGCAUACGACCUCGUCCUCCGCCACCACCACACCUUCCUCGUCCGCUCCGUCGUCGCCAUCGCCAUCCGCGCCGUCCCCCGCAGACCCGACUUCUACGCGCGCAUCGCCCAGGGCGCGGACCCCGCCGCCCUCGCGCGCGCCAUGGACCCCUGGCUCGCCGCCCUCGCCGCCCUCGUCGCACGCAUCGCCGCGUUUCUGCGCGCGGGCGGGCACGGGGAGGUGUGA
This is a messenger RNA of Heterobasidion irregulare TC 32-1, 594 nucleotides long. RefSeq lists its product as uncharacterized. The transcript has 6 exons. NCBI's taxonomy places the organism in Eukaryota, Fungi, Basidiomycota, Agaricomycetes, Russulales, Bondarzewiaceae. The coding region runs from base 1 to 594 and encodes 197 amino acids. Gene Ontology annotation, biological process: intermembrane lipid transfer; ceramide transport. Gene Ontology annotation, cellular component: cytosol; cytoplasm; membrane. The record is from RefSeq and is a predicted model, not a curated record. Gene Ontology annotation, molecular function: ceramide 1-phosphate transfer activity; ceramide 1-phosphate binding.